AUGGACUACAAUCUCACCUCCUUCUCCGCCGCCGCCGCCGUCGACACCAACCUCCCGCCGGGCUUCCGCUUCCACCCCACCGACGAGGAGCUCAUCACUUACUACCUCCUCAAGAAAGUCCUCGACAGCACCUUCACCGGCCGUGCCAUUGCCGAGGUUGACCUCAACAAGUGCGAGCCCUGGGAGCUCCCCGAGAAGGCGAAGAUGGGGGAGAAGGAGUGGUACUUCUUCAGUCUCCGGGACCGGAAGUACCCGACCGGUCUGCGGACGAACCGGGCGACGGAAGCCGGAUACUGGAAAGCCACCGGAAAAGACAGGGAAAUUUACAGUGUCAAGACUUGUUCACUUGUGGGGAUGAAGAAGACAUUGGUUUUCUAUAGAGGGAGAGCUCCAAAAGGCGAAAAGAGCAACUGGGUCAUGCAUGAAUAUCGCUUGGAAGGCAAAUUUGCUUACCAUUACCUCUCCAGAUCCUCCAAGGAUGAGUGGGUGAUUUCGCGGGUGUUUCAGAAGAGUGGCUCCGGCGGCGGCGGGUCGGGCAACGGCGGGUCAAAGAAACCCCGUUUUCUUGCCGGGUCAAUUAACGUUUACCCGGAACCAAGUUCGCCGUCGUCGGUGUCGGUAUCGCUCCCGCCGCUUCUCGAUUCGUCGCUGUACUCCGCUCCGGCGACUGCCACGGCGGGUUCUUGUAACGUAACCGACCGUGACAGCUGCUCGUACAACAGCCCAACCACAAGAGAGCACGUGUCCUGUUUCUCCACCGCCAACGGCAGCAGCAGCAGCAGCUUCAACAUCCCAAGCUACGAUUUUUCCACUCCGCCGCCGCUCCUCGCCGGCGACCCGUCGGCCCGAUUCCCCCGAAACAUCGGCCUCUCGGCGUUCCCAAGUCUCCGGAGCCUGCAGGAGAAUCUCCAGCUUCCGUUCUUCUACUCCCCCGUGAACGUCCCCUCUCCCCCGCCGCCGCCGCACGGCAACAUCUGCUCCUCCACCGACGCCGCCACCGGGAAUUGGGCCGUCUCCGACGAACCCAGAUCGAUGAACUCCACUGAACUUGAUUGCAUGUGGACCUACUGAAGUU
Messenger RNA from Momordica charantia (bitter melon), 1075 nucleotides. RefSeq names its product protein CUP-SHAPED COTYLEDON 2-like. Gene Ontology annotation, molecular function: DNA binding. The record is from RefSeq and is a predicted model, not a curated record. Gene Ontology annotation, biological process: regulation of DNA-templated transcription. NCBI's taxonomy places the organism in Eukaryota, Viridiplantae, Streptophyta, Magnoliopsida, Cucurbitales, Cucurbitaceae.